Messenger RNA from Xyrichtys novacula (pearly razorfish), 5537 nucleotides. The record is from the annotation of a GenBank genome assembly. NCBI's taxonomy places the organism in Eukaryota, Metazoa, Chordata, Actinopteri, Labriformes, Labridae.
AUGCGGGGCACCACCCUCUUUGCCCUGCUAACUGGGGUCAUGCUGUACCUGGUGAUGGGUGCACUUGUUUUCCGCACCCUGGAGGCCCCAAGUGAAAAUGAAGCAUUCAAGAACCUGCUCAAUGAGACGCAAACCUUUCUGAAGAACAAAUCCUGCGUCACCGAGGUGGAAUUCCACAAACUUGUGAAGGUAUCAUUGGACUCAUUGUGCAAACUAUGACAUUAACAUUUUGACACAGUUUUAAAACAAAAAUGUUCUGUAUCCUUCCCCUCUUGUUUUCUUUCUGACCUCAUUUUGACACACCACAUCAUUAAGUCCAUUUGAAGAAAAAAAAACAAAGUAAUUUAAGGUAAAAAAAAAUGUAGGACAUAAAAUUGAGUCUAUACACCAUAGUUUGCGUUGUACAGUUUAAAGUCUCAAUGCUGUGAUUGGCCCUAAAGAUGGAUUGUUAUAUUGUUUAUCGGCAGUAGAAAGUCACCCAUCUGAAGAGAAUAAUUCAGCGUACUAAGUAAUAAACCAGAUAUAUCAGAUUUCUAUCAGAUCUCUAUAACACAUUAUAAAUAUAUGUGUUAUUAAAUAUGUGUUAUAACUGUUAACAACUCACUGACCAUGCCCACAUAGAUAAUGAAUUAUACAUAUAUUUAUGAUGUGUUAUAAUUUGCUUAUAAAUUUGUAUAACUAUCAUUAUAAACACUCAUUAAUUAUCAUAAGGCUUUAUAACAAUGGAAAUAACACAUUAUGAUACCUGACCUUGUAAGUCAUGAUAAAAUGCUUUAUAAUGUGUUAUGAUUCUUGCUAUAAAGCGUUAUGAUCAUUUAUAAGUGUUUAUAACUAUAGUUAUACAGUGCUAUAACGGGAUUAUAACACAUUAUACAUAUAUUUAUAAUAUGUUAUAUAGGCGUCAAGUAAAGUGUUACCUAAAGGGCCAUAGAUGUUUUCAAAAAGGAUGUAGGGUAAGAUCAACAGACAGGUAGCAGGUCCUUAACUAACUCCCUCACCUCCACAGUCACAAACUUUCAUCUUUCCAUCGACAACUCCACCCUCUCCCCCUCCUCCCACUGUCGCAACCUUGGCAUUCUCUUCGACAGCAACCUCUCCUUCACCCACCACAUAAAGCAAAUCACUAAAACAGCCUACUUCCACCUCAAAAACAUUGCCCGCCUCCGCCCCUCCCUCUCCUACCCUGCAGCUGAAACCCUUAUACAUGCAUUCAUUUCAUCUCGUCUAGAUUACUGUAACAGUCUCCUUUAUGGCACCACCUCCACUCUCCUCAAUAAACUUCAGCUUAUCCAGAACUCAGCCGCCCGCCUCCUCACCCACACACGCUCCCAUCAACACAUCACCCCCGUCCUCCAAAACCUUCACUGGCUCCCCAUCCCACAUCGCAUUCAAUACAAAAUCCUCCUCCUCACCCACAAAGCACUCCACAACCUCGCCCCCCCCCUACCUACAGGAUCUUCUCCACCCCUACAUCCCCUCCCGCACCCUCCGCUCCGCCAAUGCCAACCUCCUCACAGUUCCCCUGACCAAGCACCGAACCUAGGGGGACAGAGCCUUCUUAGUCGCCGCCCCCACCCUCUGGAACUCACUCCCACUCGAACUCAGAAACUUCACUGACCUCUCCAGAUUCAAGACCCUUCUCAAAACCCACCUCUUCAGCACUGCCUUCCAUCCUUCUUAGCCCCCCCCCCCCAUUGGACUUUACCUGAUUCUACAUGUUUUUAUUAAUAUUGCCGUAAAUUUUAUUGCUUAUUGAUGUGUGUUUUAUUGUUAUUGCUUAAACUUUGUACAGCGUCUUUGUGUUUCUGAAAAGCGCUUUAUAAAUAAAAUGUAUUAUUAUUAUUAUUAUUAACUUCACAAGUUCAUUCUCUCAAAGUUUGUGCUUCUUUUAAAUUUUGGGACUUUUAUUUCUCUCUCCUGUUAUCUAGUUUCUACUUCACUAUAAGUCAGAGGCAAAUCCUCUUCCUCUGCUACAUUUAUCUACAGAUACAGUCACAAGUUACUUUUGGUAAUGAUAUAUUUAUUUAUCUUAUGACAUACAAAAAAUGAUUGAAGUUUGAAGCUUUACCUGCAGGAUGUGGCGUAUGCAGUCGAGGCAGGCCUGGAUAUGAGCAGCCUGCCUGCCAACUUCACCAGCCGCUGGGACAUCGCUUCUGCUUUCUUCUUCUGUGGUACCAUCAUUACCACCAUAGGUAGGUGGGACUUACUCCCAGGCUGUUCUUCUUUAAAUGCCAUCUUGAGUAAAGAUCUCUGUUGGAAAGGUGGAUAGAUAGGGGAGCUAACUUCUCACAGAGUCCCUGCAGUAUUCAGAAGUUUCACUUUUUUGUUCAUUUUGAUACACGGCAGCUUUAUGAAUUUAGUCUUUAGCACUGGGCACACGUUCAUCCCUGUGCAGUUAUUAUCCCUUAUGUUUAACCUGAAAAGGAUCACCAAAUUGUGUUUCUAAAUCACUGUCAAUUGAAAUAAAUGAUUACGAGAGGAGUAAAUUAUUGUCUUAAUUAAUGUAAAAUAUGUAUUUUAAUAAGUCUCACUGGGUAAGCCUGCAUAUAUCAUUAUUCUCCCUUUGACCAGUAAGCAAACGUGUCAGACUUCUCUGAAUACAUGUUAUUCAAAGCUGCUCUGACCUAAAAAUCUCUUAAUUCUGGUUGUUAUUUCACAGGUUUUGGGAACCUGUCUCCUAGGACUUGGUAUGGCCAGUUGUUCUGUGUGUGCUAUGCUCUGGUGGGCAUACCCAUGUUUGGCAUACUGCUGGCCGGCGUGGGUGACCACAUGGGUACCGUACUGCGAAGAGCUGUGGGCAAAAUUGAGACUCUCUUCCUGGUGAGAAUGGUCUGUCCUGCCUGAGGAGCCAAACUCAGCUGGAUUCACGCUGUCUGACUGUCCCCUAGCUUGUUCUAAAAGCAGAUUUGCUGAUUUUGUUUGAAGCAUCUGUCUGGGACUUCUGGUUUAUGUUUCAACUUAGACAGAGUUGAUAUUAAAGCUGUCUUGUGACAGGCUGAAGUGUUCAUUUUCCUUCUGUCUGACUCUGUGGUUAUCUUUCUCCCUCAGAAACGUAAGGUCAGGCCAACCACCGUGCGUGUGAUAUCAGCAGUUCUCUCCAUCCUGGUUGGUUGCCUGAUCUUCCUCGCAGUUCCCACAGUCGUGUUUCAGAAAGUGGAGGACUGGACCUUUCUGGAGGCACUCUAUUUUGUGGUCAUUACACUCACCACUGUUGGAUUUGGAGACUAUGUACCAGGUUACUGACACACAACACGCACCCAGUCACAGACACCAGCAUACCUUAUGCACUUUGAGAUCUGCAUAAAAUGUAUUAUUAUUAUCAUUUUUAUUAUUACCUCCUUUUAGACGGUAUAGACAGCUGUUUGUUCUGGGGCAGUUGUUUCUCCGCCCUCCGAGAGAUCAUACUAUACUAUGACAUUUUUUCAUACUAAAAUACGAUAUUUUUAAAUUACUAUACUUUGACAUUUUUUAUCAUACUAAACUAUGAAAAAUUUCACAUAAUAAAAUAUGAUUUUUUUCAUACUACAUUAUGACAUUUUUAUCAUAUUAUACUGUGAAAUUUUUUCAUACUAAAAUAUCAAUUUUUAUUUACACAAAAAUUUGAUAUUUUUAUCAUUUUAUAUGAUGAUAUUUUCAUCAUGCUAUACUAUGACAUUAUUUACCAUACUGCACUUUGACAUUUUUAUCAUACUAAAAUAUGAAAUUUUUUAAAACUAUAAUAUGAUAUUUUAAUCAUACUAUACGAUGAAAUUUUUUUCAUAAUAAAAUAUAAUUUUUUAUUUACUCAAAAAUAUCAGAUUUUUAUCACACUAUACUUUGACAUUUUUAAAUACUAAAACAUGAUACUUAUAUUAUACUCUAUUAUGACAUUUAUUUUCCUACUAUACUGAUAUUUUUUAAUACUAAAAUAUGAAAAAAAAAUUCUAAAUAAAAUAUGAAACUUUUAACAUACUAGAGCUGAAACCAACCCCAAUUGCGUGUUUUGCUCAUCAAACCAAACAACAAUCUAAAGGUGUCACCGAGGACUUUGGGAACUUCUUGAUCCAAUUGUAAUGAAAAGGCAAAGGAUAAUCCACGCUCUGAACAGCAACCUUCCUCCCUCUCUCUCUGGGUCCAGCUGGUGGUCGCACCGGUGGAAUACUCUUCAAGCCUCUGGUGUGGUUGUGGAUUGUGUUUGGUCUUGCCUACUUUGCCUCCAUCCUCACCAUGAUUGGAAACUGGCUGAGGGUGCUGUCUAAGAGGACGCGUGCUGAGGUGAGAGAUGUUUGGCCCCAAAACAUCAACAUUUUUAUCUCAUCUUCUUCAGACGUUCACUCCUCUCUCUCUCUCACUCUCUUCGCUUUCUCUCUCAGAUGGAAGAGUUGAGGGCACACGCUACUGACUGGACCCAGAAUAUCCAGAACAUGUCCAUGGACUUCCGCAUCCCAAACCCUCUGGAGUUCAACGACCCUUUCCUCCUGCAGCGCCGGCGCUGGAAACGCAGCGAGCGUCGCCGCAUCCGUCGAGGAGCCCAGGGCACUUUGGGACAGUGGGUCAGAGGAGGAUCUGAGAAUGGACACCUGCCAAACCGCUGGGCCAGCCUUUCUCGCUCUAUGAGCCAGCUGGACACACAUUCUUCUCUUGAGAGGGCAGCAGCGGCUAAGUCCAGGCCUCGGGUCAGCGCUGAUGGAACAGUCUCCAGAGCAGGGCCUAGACCCAGGGUUGAGCCUGCUGUGGUUCUGCAGGUGGAGGCCCGGUCGUUUCCUCAUCAUCUGGCCCGCUCGUUCUCCCUUCCUGUGGCCCCCUCCACCUCAGAGCUGGACCCAGGAGGUGCAGCUUUGCAGAACGGAUCCCUCUCUGGAUCGGAGUCUUCCUUUGACUCAAGAUCUGACUGCUCUUCAGUCUCUUCGUCUUUUGUGACGCUCCAGGUUCCAACGAGGUUCCAGACUUGUUGCACAGUGCAGGAGGAGGGCCAAAUGAGAGCUGCUCAAAUUAGCAUGGUUCAAGAGAAACUCAAAGUGAUUCCAGCAGAGGAGUGUGAAUCUGUGGCAAAAAAUACCUUCAAACACCCUGCCCCCAUUUUUCUUUGUCCCUCCUUGUCUCCUCAACCCUCAUGUCUUCCUUCUUCAAGCACCCCCAUCCUUUUUCCCUCUUUUCCCCUCAACGUCGCCUCCUCAUCUGGCUGUCAGCUGCUGGAUUUCUUUGGAGAGAACCUGGCGUACAUCGAUGAGUCCUCAGACACUCCGAGUGACCACGUCCAUUCAGCAGCAAGUGAGGAGAGGAGGAGACGGCCACGAAAACCUAAGAGAAGGAGUAUGAGGAGGCAGCUGCCGCACAGUCUGAGCCCCGGCCAGGUAAGGAGGCCCAGCAGUGACACGCAGCCUCCAUCAAACCCCCCGACACCACCUCCAGACUCUUCUUCUCUCUCAGAUGUUGCCUCGUGUGAGGAUCAGAGUGGUUCACACUCAGGGAGCAACUGCACCCAGAACACGGAGGUAGAGGCAAGAGCUGACAGAGCAGAUAAGUCUUCACCUCAACUUCAAACCCCUUACACAUGA